Messenger RNA from Letharia columbiana, 1332 nucleotides. RefSeq lists its product as uncharacterized. The record is from RefSeq and is a predicted model, not a curated record. Gene Ontology annotation, molecular function: magnesium ion binding; NAD binding; oxidoreductase activity, acting on the CH-OH group of donors, NAD or NADP as acceptor. The coding region runs from base 1 to 1332 and encodes 443 amino acids. The transcript has 2 exons. NCBI's taxonomy places the organism in Eukaryota, Fungi, Ascomycota, Lecanoromycetes, Lecanorales, Parmeliaceae.
AUGCAGAGUCAUUUGAAGCCAACUCAUCCGACAUCGGAUCUGCCUAAAGCGGCCACACACAGGGGGCAGAUUUUUGUCCGGGUCGCCCUGCAUUGCCAAGCGCCCAGGUCAAACCGCGACGACAUCCUCUCCCAACGUCAUGCGGGGAAAGAGCAUUCCCAAAACUUCUCCAGCAAGAAAGAUGGUGCCCUCAAGGCUGCAAUUAUGCCCUCCACGAAUCCUACUUAUAACAUCGCCUCCAUCCCCGGCGACGGCAUUGGUCCUGAAGUCAUCAGUGCUGCCAUCACGGUCCUCCAAAAGCUCGCCUCCACCCUAGGAACCUUCGCGUUCCGGUUCGAUCAUUUACCCUGGAGCAGUGAACAAUACAAAGCGCAUGGCCGCUACAUUCCGGACGGUGGGUUGGAAGAGCUAAGGAAGUACGAUGCCAUCUUGUUCGGCUCUGUAGGAGAUCCUGAUGUACCAGAUCACAUCUCGCUCACCGGCCUCCGCCUAACCGUUAUUCGUCACCUUCACCACUACGCCAACCUCCGACCCACCCGCCUCCUGCGCGGUUGCUCCUCUCCUCUCGCUGCACUCUCCGCCAACCCUUCCCUUCUAGAUUGGGUCAUAGUCCGCGAAAAUAGCGAGGGAGAGUAUUCAGGUCAAGGCGGACGCACACACGUGGGUACACCAUGGGAAGUAGCUACCGAAGUAGCGAUCUUCACCCGACAUGGCGUGGAGAGGAUAAUGAGGUUUGCUUUUGAGACGGCGCGGGAGCGGGGAAGGAAGAAGGGAAAGCGGGGUAAACUGUGUGUGGUGACCAAGUCGAAUGCUCAAAUCCAUGGUCUCGUUCUUUGGGAUGAAGUCGCCGCUGUGGUUUCCAAAGACUUCCCAGACGUGGAAUGGGAGAAAAUGCUCGUCGAUGCCAUGACCGUCCGUAUGACUCUACAUCCGGAGACCUUGGAUACAAUGGUCGCCACGAAUCUUCAUGCAGACAUCCUGAGCGAUCUGGCGGCUGCUCUAGCCGGUAGUAUCGGCAUAGCGCCAACGAGCAAUCUCGAUCCCACAAGAGCGAAUCCAAGUAUGUUUGAGCCUAUCCACGGGAGUGCGUUCGAAAUAGUUGGCAAGGGUGUUGCGAAUCCAAUUGGAGCGAUUUGGACCGCGGCCGAAAUGUUGAGAUGGUUGGGGGAAGAGGAAGCUGCUGAUGUGUUGAUGAAGAGUAUGGAGAACGUAAUCGAGAAAGGGUGUAGGACAGUGGAUCUUGGGGGCGAUGCGAGGACCGAGGACGUUACAAGCGAAAUCUGUAGGGAUAUUGAAAGUGGCCUAGGCCAGGAUGUGAAGUUCUCUGAAUGA